GCCCGUGGUGUGGAGAUUCGUGGCGUGGCGGAGUACUGCUGUGAACAAAUGGUGCUCCGGGUUCUCCUCGGCGCUCUGGCAAUCUCCUGCGUGUUUGCCGUGCAGGAAGACUCUGGAAACGAAGUUGCUGCGGCGGGAGGUGCGGGUGAUGCCGAUGCCGUCCCUCCGGAGCGGGAAGGCGCCAGGAGGCUCAUGACUCUCCAAGAAUCGCUCGGGCUCUCCGACGCCGAGGAACAGAUGAUCGGGAAGCCGUGGAACUACCAGCAAAAGUUCGACCCCAACCAUUUUUUCCGGUCUUCGCAGUGGGCCCCUACCUUGUACGCCCUUCCCGAAGGAGUGUGCGAUCUGAAUGAUAGCCACAAGCAGCUGAUCGCCCAAGUUGACGUGUGGGGAGGCGCUGCCAAAACCGCGCCGAGAAUAUUCUGCGGCGUCUACACGUACCACGCAAACCAUGACACCAAAAUCAAGGCAAUCAAGGAGACGUGGGCAUCACGCUGCGACGGUUUCGUGGCUUUCAGCGACCAAGUCGACCUCGCCGUCCCCUCGUUCAAGAUCAAGCACGAGGGGCCGGAGGAAUGGGACAACAUGUGGCAGAAGAGUCGCGCCAUCUGGAAGUACAUCGACAGGCACUACAUUAACGACUUUGAUUGGUUCGUUCUUGGCGGCGACGACAUCUUCCUCAUCGUCGAGAACCUGAGAAAGUACCUCCUCUCGGACGACAUCAAGAAGGCCGCGGGCGGUUUCAAGGACGGUGGAAGCGUGCCCAUGUACCUGGGAAGGCGUUUUCGGCCGAAGGGGAACAACGACCGGAUUUUCAACUCCGGGGGGGCGGCCUACCUGCUGAACCAGAAGUCCGUGCGGCUCCUGGCGAGCCACCUGGACGACCCCUCUUGUCACCCGCACCAGCAAUGCUCUUGGGAGGACGUGAAUGUUGCUGCCUGCUUGCGACAGCACGGCGUGGUGGCCCACGACACUCGGGAUGGACUCGGACGUGAGCGUUUCCACCCCUUCACGCCCGGGCAGCACUUGAUGUACCGCGUCCCGAAGACUAACCCAGAGAAAGACUGGUACGUGGACUACUCGAUCGACCUCAAGAUUGGCCGCGAGUGCUGCUCGCGCUACUCUCUCAGCUUCCACUACGUCGACGAGAAUCUCAUGCGACGGCUCUACCACCUCGUCUACUCUUGCCCCAAGGCCCCCGUAGAUUUGCCGCAUGUGGACAUGGCGGCCGGAAAGGCAUGA
This is a messenger RNA of Ectocarpus siliculosus, 1242 nucleotides long. NCBI's taxonomy places the organism in Eukaryota, Phaeophyceae, Ectocarpales, Ectocarpaceae. The record is from the annotation of a GenBank genome assembly.